Messenger RNA from Amaranthus tricolor (Joseph's coat), 1739 nucleotides. RefSeq lists its product as uncharacterized. Lineage: Eukaryota; Viridiplantae; Streptophyta; Magnoliopsida; Caryophyllales; Amaranthaceae. Gene Ontology annotation, cellular component: catalytic step 2 spliceosome. The transcript is spliced from 9 exons. The record is from RefSeq and is a predicted model, not a curated record. Gene Ontology annotation, molecular function: RNA binding. The coding region runs from base 173 to 1516 and encodes 447 amino acids.
GGCUAUAUAUUGGGGGAGAAGGUGUCUACAAAAGAAUCUCUCCUCCUCCCUCGGAAUCUGGAAGCUCUACAGCUCUGAAAUUUGAAAGGCGGGCGAACCGCUUCCCAUUCUUUGUUGGCUCAACUCCCUUCAACAAAAGCUAGAUAUUUAGGGAAAGAGUUAACUACAAAGGAUGGUUGAGGUUUCACAGCCCAAUAAAUCAAGUGAUUCAGAUAGUAUGAAUGAUAUGGAUUCCAAAUCCAACAUUGGAAAUAAUGCGAAUGAUACACAGAAUCUUCAAUUGGUCGAAUCCUUGCCGGUUAGUAUUGGUUCCUUGGUCGGUCAAGAACUUGUUGCAGACAAAAUUGGCGAAACUUUUCAAGAACGUGAAGAUGAGCAAAAUAAGAAAGAGUCAUCAGUUCGUGUGGUCUAUAGUUCUUUGCCAAGUCGCAGUAAAAGAAAGCUUGACGAACUACUUCACCAGUGGUCUGAGUGGCAUGCUCAGCAUUUUAUGUCUGCUGAGGAUUCAGGUGGCUGUUUAGAAUCUGGUGAAGAAACGCAUUUUCCUGCUUUAUGUGUUGGUUCUGAGAAGUCUUCAGCUGUGUCAUUUUCAAUGGAUGUUUAUGUCCGUAAAAGACAACGGUUAGAGGCAUCGCCUUUGAAUAACGACUGCUCACCAUUGUAUGAUCGAGGAUAUGCUGUUGGUUUGGCAUCAGAGGAGGAGACUACUGAAGAGCACAUUGUAGAUUUGCGUGAAGCUCCCCGGUGCUUCAACUGCGGAUCGUAUAAUCACCCACUCAAUGAAUGUCAAAAGCCUAUAAAUAAAGCUACUGUAAGCAGUGCUCGCAAACAAUUUUUAGACAAGAAGAACCAGAAUACUGGUCCUCGUACCCAAACCCGCUACUAUCAGGAAUCUCCAGGUGGUAAAUUUGAUGGGCUUAAACCAGGAUCCCUUUCAGAUGAAACGAAAAAGUUGCUUGGUUUAGGGGAGCUGGAUCCUCCUCCAUGGCUUGAUAGGAUGCGGGAACUGGGAUAUCCACCUGGAUAUCUUGAUGAAGAAGAAGAGGACAAGCCUUCAGGAAUUGCAAUAUUUGGUGAUGAAGAAACUUCAAACAUACAUAUAAAGAGUGAACUUCUAUUAGAUGCUACACAAUCUCCAAAGAAAAUGAGAGUAGAAUUUCCCGGAAUCAAUGCCCCAAUACCAGUGAAUGCAGACCACAGGAAAUGGAUGCCGCCCAUAGUUCCAGCACCCGAUUGUUCUUGGAACCAGCACCUGCCAGAAAAUAGAUGGGGUUAUCCCCUAGACUCUCAGAAUGAUCGAGUUUUCCAUGAUGCAUACCGAUCAAGAAAUCACAUCAACGCUCCUAAUCACUUUAGUGCUGGAUCAAGUCCUCCGGUACAUCAAGAUCGACACAACUAUCAUCCAAGAGAGUCAUUCAGCCCAAGAGGUAUCUCAAUUCCCGAAAGGCCCCAUUAUGGCGGACCAGGUGACACAAGAAUGCAUUUUAGGCCUCAUUUUAAACAUGGUAGUUUUUAAUUUCAUUUUAUGAUCGGGAUAUUGCGUAUGAUGAUGAGUUUUUAACCUCAUUCAUGCCGGCUCUUAAUAGUGUUAGGAAUCAAAACAAACCGAUUGAUUGCCAUCAUAACCGCUAUUUUAGAUGAUCAUAUGAUUCAUCCGUUUUCUCAUGUAAUUCUGUUAAGAAUCAAAACUCUGAUAUGUAUGUUACAUGUUAAGUGAAGUAUGCAUGUCAUUCUCAGUA